AUGUCGUUUAAUAAAAUAAUUGAAAUGUGUAUUAAACAUGGCUUCUUUAAACAAUUAAAUAAUGUGCAUUAUGGCUGUGAUCAAUUUUCUAUACAACCCACUGCUGCAUUACUUUUGGAAAAUUUAAGAAAAGAAUGGACUAAAAGUAUUGUUAUCAACAAAGAUGUAACUGUUGUAUUAAGUGGGGAAAUUUAUGAAGAUUCUUUAGAGUUUGUCAGUAGUUUGUGUUCUGAGAAACUUCCUUUUGGUGUUGCUGAAAUAAAACUCGAAGAGAAAAAUACUAAUAAAAAAUUUAGAAAUUUGACAGACUUUGCAAAUGAACCAAAUUUCAAAAAACACUUUGUAAUGAUGGACAAUUAUGGUAUGACCAGUAAUUUCUAUGUAUCACCUAAAGAUUCCACACAGUUUUUCCAUAAUUUCCAAAGGCAAAGAAGAAUGUGGUGGAGAAAGUUUUCAGCUGAUCCUGGUAGAUACUCAUUCUCAGAUUUGAGGAAUGCAGAUGAAUGUCAAAGUGUUGAUAUACUGUCUAAGUACAAUUGGGGUAAACAAGUCUUAGAGACAUUAACGUUAAAAAAAAUGUCCAAUAAGUCAAUACAGUUUAAGGACGGAAGAAAUACUGUAGUUCCAGAUUGUAUAAUCAGUAAAGCAAAUCUGAUAGAAAUGAUGGUAAAUACAGUAUGUGACGCAUACGACGAACCGAAGUUUCAAGGGAAACCUAGACCCAUGCUGCACUUCCAUCGAAAACUUGCACCAUACAAAAUCAGUUUCGCUAUUGAUUCUGCCAAAGCUGCUGGUGUUGCUGAGCUAAAAGACUUGGCUUUAUAUUUGUGUAGACAGUUAAGGGACAACCAUGUGUCCACUUUAUACAUACCAAGUAGUUACAGACAAAAAAUAUCAAGCUUAUAUCAACAGUUUGAUCAAAUGGGUGUACCUUAUAAUGUAGUUUUGACUGACAGCACUUUAAAGGAUGGUAUUGCAUUUUUAAGAAGUAGAGACACAACUUUAAAAGAACAGGUGCACGUUUCAGACAUUGUUAAAUAUGUGGAGAAGCUGUUUAAGAAUUAUUAGUUGUUAAUAAAUAGUUCUUUAGUA
Aethina tumida (small hive beetle) is the source of this 1092-nucleotide messenger RNA. It is a transcript of the gene DNApol-gamma35, whose product is annotated as DNA polymerase subunit gamma-2, mitochondrial. Lineage: Eukaryota; Metazoa; Arthropoda; Insecta; Coleoptera; Nitidulidae. Gene Ontology annotation, cellular component: mitochondrion; cytoplasm. The record is from RefSeq and is a predicted model, not a curated record. Gene Ontology annotation, biological process: mitochondrial DNA replication. The transcript has 3 exons. Bases 1 to 1068 code for a protein of 355 amino acids.